AUGGCAAUGGAGAAGACGACCCUCCCUGAUGAUAUUAUUGUGGAAAUUCUCUUGAAGCUACCCAUGGAAUCUUUAAUCCGAUUCAGUUGCGUUUCGAAAAGGUGGCGUUAUUUAGUAAUCUCUGACCCGGAAUUCGCACAACACCAUUUUAAAUUAGGUUCCAAGCAUAAAACCCUCAAGCGCAGACUCCUCUUCUCAUCAACUUCCUCUAAAUAUCCAUAUGAAUUAAACUGGCCAGAGCACUUGUUUGGAUCCGUAGACUUGGAAGGCGAUUCUCCAGUGAUCAGUAAGCUCGUCAGCCCAUUUAAGCAGGGCAAUGGUGCCAUUAUACUGGGAUCCUGCAACGGCUUGGUAUGUGCACAAUUUCAAGAAAAGUUUUACAUCUGUAACCCAUCAACCGGAUUGUCCAACACAUUAUGUAACAGUGGUUUUUUAGAAUAUUUUCGGUCAAAAGCUAAUGGGAGGAGGCGUCGUGUUGAAAUGUCUCCUAUUUAUCAUGGUUUCGGUUAUGUGUCGGCUACUGAUGACUACAAACUUGUGGUAGCCAUUGGUUGUUUUCAUCGUAAUGUGGAGGUUGCAAUCUUCUCACUGAGAGACAACGUUUGGAAAUGGGUUAAAGCCCCUCGUGACUACUCUAAUUAUGGCAUGGUGUCUCCUCACGGGGCUCUUUUAAAUGAGGCACUGCAUUGGUUCUACAAUCCCCGGCAAAAUGAACAAUGUAUCUGUGCUUUUGAUUUAGCUAAGGAGGAGUUCCGGGUGAUGCCUCUGCCUGUUCUUAGCGAAGCUGAUAAAUUUGAUUUGCGUUUUCAAUAUCUAGGGGUUCUUGAAGGAUGCCUGAGUUUGUCAGGGUGGAAGUCUCAGGGCUCUAUUGAAAUCUGGGUCAUGAAAGAAUAUGGCUUGCGUGAAUCAUGGAAUCAUCUGUUCAAGUUCGACAUUGUGUGUUACGUACCGGUCUUGGUUUCUAAAAGUGGUAACAUUGUGGUGAAACAAAUUUGGUCCAAUGACAUGGCGGUGUAUGAAUGGCCAUGGGCGUUAUGA
Prunus persica (peach) is the source of this 1038-nucleotide messenger RNA. Its product is annotated as F-box/kelch-repeat protein At3g06240. Bases 1 to 1038 code for a protein of 345 amino acids. The record is from RefSeq and is a predicted model, not a curated record. The transcript has 2 exons. Lineage: Eukaryota; Viridiplantae; Streptophyta; Magnoliopsida; Rosales; Rosaceae. Gene Ontology annotation, molecular function: protein binding.